CAGACCCUUUCCGGGCUGCUAUUGGCUCGCGUGUACGAACGCCACCGUUUGAUUGGUGCUCGGCGGUCUGGUCCCGCCCCGGCUGUGCCUAGCAGGCUGCGUUGUGGGGUGGCGGUUAGUUCCUGUAGCAGGCCGCGGCGGGGCAGGGUCCGGCCAUGGCGGCGGUGUAGCGCGGGGCCGGGCGCAGGCGGGCACCAUGAUCAUUGACAACGUGGACGCGCUCAAGUCCUGGCUGGCCAAGCUGCUGGAGCCGAUAUGUGAUGCAGACCCCUCAGCCUUAGCCAACUAUGUUGUGGCAUUAGUGAAGAAGGACAAGCCAGAGAAAGAGCUGAAAGCCUUCUGUGCUGAUCAGCUGGAUGUCUUUCUGCAAAAAGAAACCUCAGGGUUUGUGGAUAAACUGUUUGAAAGCCUGUACACAAAGAGUUACCUUCCUUCGCUCGAACCUCCAAAGGCAGAUGCAAAGCCUUCAGGUCAGGACAAAGAAGAAGUCAAGGAGGAGUUGUCUCAUAAACAGAAUCACCAAGAGUCAGUUGAAGAAGAGCGGGAAGGGAGGAAAAAGAAGUAUUCCAGCCCGCAGAGAAGCCGUGCAGAUUCCAGUGAGCACAGAAGCAGAGAAAAAAAGAGAGAUGAUGGGAAAUGGAGGGACUAUGACAGAUACUAUGACAGGAGUGAUUUGUAUAGAGACAAGUCAAGCUGGAGACGCGGCAGGAGUAAAAGUCGCAGUAAAAGCAGAGGGCUAAGCCGAAGUCGUAGCCGCAGUAGGGGCAGAAGCAAAGACCAUGAUGGAAGCAGAAGUGCUGAGCACCGAGAGAGAUCAAAAUUCAAGACUGAAAAAAGUGAUGCUGAAAGCUCCUAUAAUCCAGUGUCCGCAUCUCCCAGUAUAUCUAGUGAACAGUAUUCCUCUGCACAGUCUAUUCCCAGUGCUGUUACUGUAAUUGCACCUGCGCACCAUCUGGAAAACACAACAGAGAGCUGGUCAAAUUACUAUAACAAUCACAGCAAUCCCAGCCCCUUUGGCAGAAACCCUCCUCCUAAAAGAAGAUGCCAAGAUUAUGAUGAGCGAGGAUUUUGUGUACUUGGUGAUCUUUGCCAGUUUGAUCAUGGAAAUGAUCCUUUAGUAGUAGAUGAAGUUUCCUUGCCAAGUAUGAUUCCUUUUCCUCCACCACCUCCUGGGCUUCCUCCUCCUCCUCCUGGGAUGCUUCUGCCUCCUUUGCCAGGUCUACCUCGUAAUAUGAGGUUGCCAAUUCCACAAACUCAUCCACAGGCACCUCCUCCUGUUGUACUUCCUGUUCCAAGACCACCUUUAACACAGUCAAGUCUGAUAAAUAACCGUGACCAGCCUGGGACAAGUGCAGUGCCCAGCCUUGCGCCUGUAGGACCAAGGCUACCUCCUCCCUUACCUCAGAACCUGCUGUACACAGUUUCGGAACAUACAUAUGAGCCAGAUGGCUAUAACCCCGAAGCUCCUAGUAUUACCAGUGCUGGUAGAUCUCAGUACCGACAGUUCUUUACAAGAGCACAAACGCAACGUCCAAAUCUAAUUGGCCUAACAUCUGGGGAGAUGGAUACAAAUCCAAGAGCUGCCAAUAUCAUCAUCCAGACUGAACCUCCCAUCCCCAUUACAAAUAACAGCAGCAACGUAACUAGAGUUGUCCUUGAACCAGACAGCAGGAAGAGAUCUCCAGGUAGCCUGGAAUGUCCACCAUUGAAGAAACCGUGGCUGGGAAAGCAAGCAAAUAACAACCAGACCAAGCAAGGGUUUUUGAAGAAGAAUCAGUAUACGAACACCAAACUGGAAGUUCGGAAGAUUCCCCCAGAGCUGAACAACAUCACACAGCUCAACGAGCACUUCAGCAAGUUUGGAACGAUUGUAAACAUCCAGGUUGCUUUCCAGAACGAUCCUGAAGCUGCUCUGAUUCAGUACUUGACUAACGACGAGGCUAGGAAGGCAAUCUCUAGCACAGAGGCAGUUCUGAACAAUCGCUUUAUAAGGGUCCUGUGGCACAGAGAAAGUGAGCAGCAGUCGCCCCAGCAGCAGCAGCAGACAUCCCCACAGCCUCUUCAUCAGCAGCUUCACCUUCAGCAGCAAGCCUUGACACCAGCUCCGGCUGUAACAAUGCACAGCAACCUGUCAAAGGUGAUGAAUAAGCCACUGGCAUCCGGUGCCUAUGUCCUUAAUAAAGUCCCAGUGAAACGUCGCCUUGGAGCAGCAGCUGGAAACCAGCCUGAGUUGAGCCAAGCCGGAGCUGUGGUGGAGGAUUCUCAGGCAUUUCCUACUUCAACAAGUCACUCAAAAAUGGUUUACAGUACUCCAAACUUAAAGACAUCUCUGAAGCCUGGUGCAGGGUCUAAACCUCAUGAUGUGCAAGAAGCCCUUAAAAAAAAACAGGAGGCAAUGAAACUCCAACAAGACAUGAGGAAAAAGAAGCAGGAGAUGUUAGAAAAACAAAUUGAAUGCCAGAAAAUGUUGAUAUCCAAGCUGGAGAAAAAUAAGGCCAUGAAACCAGAGGAGAGAGCAGAAAUAAUGAAGACCUUAAAAGAACUAGGAGGAAAAAUAUCUCAGUUAAAGGAUGAGCUAAAAACUUCAUCUACAGCUUCUCCACAAUCAAAACUGAAGUCCAAGACAGAGGCACAAAAGGAACUCUUAGAUGCAGAGCUGGACUUCCAUAAGAGACUCUCUUCUGGAGAAGAUACAACUGAACUGCGAAAAAAGCUAAACCAGUUACAAGUAGAGGCUGCCCGCUUAGGCAUUUUGCCUGCUGGUCGAGGAAAGAGUGUGCCAGCCCAAGGAAGAGGACGAGGACGGGGUCGUGGUGGCAGAGGAAGGGGGAUGUUGAACCAUAUGGUGGUGGAUCACCGUCCCAAAGCGCUAACAGUUGGAGGCUUCAUUGAAGAGGAAAAAGAUGAAUUGUUACAGCACUUCUCUAAAUUUGGAGAUAUUGAAGACCUCCAAGAGGAGGAUUCCCCAUUAAGUGUAGUUCUGACUUUUAAGUCUCGCUCAGAAGCUGAAAAUGCUGCUAACCAGGGAUCCCGCUUCAAAGACCGAAGGCUACAAAUAUCAUGGUACAAACCGAAGGUACCUUCUGUGUCCACAGAAAUUGAGGAGGAGGAGUCAAAGGAAGAGGAGACUGAAACCUCAGAUUUAUUUUUGCACGAAGAUGAUGAUGACGAUGACGAAGAUGAGGAUGAAUCCCGUUCUUGGAGAAGAUGAAACUUGAUGUUGGAAAUGUAUCAUUUUAGGAAUUUAGUUCAGGCUACAUCUUUUAAAACAUUUAUUUAAGGAAGUUUGAUGAGCCAAAAAAGCUUUACUUUCUUUUCAAACCACAGGAUUUAAAGUGGGCAAAGUUUGUUAUAGAACAUUUCGGAUAUAGAGCUGUGAUCCUGAGCUAGCCAAAGGCCCAGUAACUUUUUACAUGAUUAUCAAGCUCACCAGGGUGGUGAUUUUCGUUCUUUUUUUUUUUCCUAUUUAAGAAGGAUAAAAAGAGAGGGGGGAAGAUAUUAGUAUUUUCUUGUCCUCUUCUUUGUCACCUGUAUUACCUUGCUUUGGGUUUUUUAUAACAUGAUUGAUUUGUUAGUUUAUAAUUGAAAAGAUAUUACAGGUUUUAUUUAGCAAUAUUAUGGGGUUAGGGGAAAGACAAACUUUCAUUAAAUGUUAUGAAAGAAAAAAUUGCCUCAUUUGCUAAUUGAAAAAGGGUAGCAUUUUAUUUCAUACAGAAUCACACUGUAGGAAUUAUUUGUGGCUAGAUUCAUAAGUCACGUAUUUCAGUAUGUUUGAAAGCCACAGUUUUUAUGUCCUGCUUUUAAUGAGAGGAGAUGGAAGAAGUGAUCUAACAGGGUAUUGUGACACUGACCAGUUCACUCUGUUUCUUCAAAUUCUGCUUCAGAGAAAACAUCAGCAGUGACACUUGGAUGAAUUUUCUCACUGUUGAUUUUCUUCUGUAGUUUCAGUGUCAGGUUCAAGUUGAAGUUGCUGUUCUCUGCAUUCAGUAUUUGUGAGCAUGGAUGUAGUGAAUUCCAUACCACCUGAACUGGCAGCCACCUCCCAGCUGAUGGCAACUCUUCCUCCUCUCCCUGUUACCAAUCCUUGUUGAUGUGCAAACCAAAUCCAGGAAGCAUUCAGAGCAACAAGAGCAGCAGAAUGUCAGUGUCCGCUCAGCAGCUGGCAGCAAACCAGGCUUUUGAGGGAAGAGUCUUCAGAGGAGCUCAGAGCUGCUUUUGGGAUGUCAUUAAUUCUUCUCCAAGUAGAGUUCUGUUCUGGCACAUUUGAGAUGAGCACCAUUGCAUUCUCAGUUGCCUUACUGUUGUAGCAUUACAAUCACACACUCCCCACCCAGGAUGGCGUGUGUUGUGGUAGCAGCAAGGAUAAGUUCAGAGGCUCGAGCUAUGUGUCUUCACUGGUACGUGGCUCCGCAGCUCAUGAACGUGUCACCCAGCACCGUUUCCUUGGCUGCCCAUUUGUACUCAAACUUUUCAGUAUUUCAUGUACGUUUUUCUAGAAAAUAAGCAGGGUGUCAGUGCAGAGGUGCUCUCCUCUUGGCUAACCAGCUUCCUUACCAGGAUAAUUCCCAGCAAGUUCCUAAUUGAAGAAUGAUAAGACAUUAAAACCUUUAAUGGCCCUGGCUUCGACUGUGGGCAGUGAGAGGGAGCUGAGCAUGCCUUUGGGUUCGCAGUGCCCUGCCCUUGCCACCCUUGUGCCAGAUUUGUGGUGUAUCCAGAGUCAAACCUGUACCACUUACUGUUGCUGUGUCCCCUGAAGGGAGUUUGUCUUUCAGUAUUCUGUCUCUUCACACUGAAACUCCCUCUUCAUGUAUUAGGACUCCUUGGCAUUGCUGAGGCUAAAUUAGAGACAAAGAAACAAGGGAAAACCAACCCUACAUGCUUAGGAGACUGUCCAGCUGUUCUCCCCUUAUCUCUAGUGUAAUGUCUGUGGCUUGCUCAGUGUAUAUUUUGAAAAAUCCAUUGCAGCAAAUGUUUGAGUCCUGACAGUUUAAAAAAGAAUAGAGGGAACAAAAGGAUUUAUAUAUUUUUUUGUACAGAGUUUUUUCUUAAACUGUAUAAUUUUGUAAAUACUUUGCUUUUUUUGUGUACUAAAACUACCAGCGGAUAGAUUUCAAUAAGAAUUGUUGUAUUUUUGUAUUUGGAAAAUGAUAAUUACAGUGGAUGAAUUGAGCUGUAGUUAAAACUGCAGUAGCCUUUGGCGCAGGUAGAACAGGAUUCCUUUUCAUAUGGUUUAGGUGAGAAGUGGCACCCAGUGGGCACAUGCUGUGCUUGGGGACAGGCCUCUGCAUGUGGAGGCUGAGGAGGGGAAAGGUUGGGAUAGCUUCAUUUGCGUGUUCUUUGAGAGCUUCAUGUGGUUUGUGUCUUUUUCUGGCAGGCUGACAGCGCUCCUCAGGUGACACCCCAAAUGCAAUUCCCAAUUGCUGAGGCAGUGGAGUGAGUGGUACCAGAGCUUGGCCUGGGCACUGGAAGCAGCAGCUGUGUGAGAGGGGUCCAAGUGUUGGGCAGCAGAGUGGGGCCUGGCUGCUGGUGAAGCGACCUUCAGUUUGCCGAGGCUUGGGGAGCUCCCUGUAUUUUAGCCUCUAUUGAACCAUUGCAGGGGGUGUUAGUUUUGGCUGUUGGUGAGGCGGGGGGGCAGCACAGCUUGCUUUAGUCUUAUGGCAACACUUGAAAUUCAGGUGUAUUUUCAGGGAGUAUCUUGGGCAAAUGUUAUGAGCAGGAAGAGAACUUGUGUGCACCAGCCAGAGUGUUUACAGGCAAUGUUACGAGUCUGAGCCUGGGCUAUGAGCACUGAGGCAGGCAUUAGGAAGAGUUUUACCUCCCCUUCACCAUGGCAUUAACCAAAGCAAAAAGAACGGAAGCAGUGGGGUAGCUGAGGCAGUGGCAGCAGUGGCCUACAGGGACUGAGAACCCUGCUCUUACCAAAAUCAUGUGAAAAGGAAUAAAGAUGCUCUCGGUGUAUAGUAACCCUGUACUAUAGUUUUUACAAAUUGUGAACUUGUGUAAUAGUAUCAUAGGAGAUAUUGUUGAAUUUCUAACUGUUUAUACAUUUAAAUUCAUAUAUGUAAUGUUUGUUUUAUUGAUUACAAUCUGAAUUUCUAAGCUGCAUGUUGACUUUUUGCAAUAAAGAUACGCUAUGGAAUGGUUCAAGGUUUAGAAAAAACAAAGAAACUUCUAACUUAAAUAAACUGGGCAGCAGAACCAUUCAAAAAAGUUGA
Messenger RNA from Melopsittacus undulatus (budgerigar), 6215 nucleotides. RefSeq names its product RNA binding motif protein 27 (gene RBM27). Gene Ontology annotation, molecular function: RNA binding; metal ion binding. Gene Ontology annotation, biological process: mRNA processing. Gene Ontology annotation, cellular component: nucleus. The coding region runs from base 197 to 3211 and encodes 1004 amino acids. The record is from RefSeq and is a predicted model, not a curated record. The transcript is spliced from 21 exons. Lineage: Eukaryota; Metazoa; Chordata; Aves; Psittaciformes; Psittaculidae.